AUGUCUGUUAAGUAUUUUAGUAACAAAACCAGAAAUACGCAGAUUUUAACCGGCACAGUCGAUAUUACACUUUCAUAUAAACAAAAACGUAAGAUUAAUAUAAAGAAUGAAAUGGAUAAGGUGGGGUUGCUAUCAUUAUCACCAGAUUACAUGAUUGCAACCUCCAACAAUUCAACAAAAUUUAAUCCUAAAUUUCAAGUAACCCUACAUUCAUGGUCCAGGACAAAAAUCUGCUUGGAGAUUAUCAAUCAUUCAUUCGAAGAAAUUAAUUCAUUAUUCGAAAAAGAGGCACCAAAAUCCGCACAUAAUUCGUGUAAUUUAUUCUGGUAUGUUAUACAUACGAUACAGCAAGAAUCAAUUGUCACAAAUUGUAAAGAAUCGUGCCAAAUCUCUUGGGAAUAUUUAGGUCAUCAUCUCAAAAAAGAACUUUAUAAUGAUUCUCUGGAAAACGCCUCCAGAAAGUCACCAAGUUUUCAGCUUAUAUCAAAGUAUGAAGUUUUCCUUAAAUGUGGUUUAAAUUGUAAGGUAUUACACCCUUCUCGUAUCAUCAUUAUAAAGGAAACUAAUGUCUUGCCAAAUGUUUCAGAAAAAUACCCUGGAGAUAUUAGUUCGGCUGACUACAUUGAAAAAAAGUUUGCAUUAAAACAUCUUAAAACUAAAGAGGCGACUAAAGAAUUCGUCAAUGAGCUUAAACAAUUACGUGCUAUGAAAUUUGAUCCUAAUAUUAACCAAUUUUAUGGGAUUACAAUGG
Racocetra persica is the source of this 751-nucleotide messenger RNA. The record is from the annotation of a GenBank genome assembly. NCBI's taxonomy places the organism in Eukaryota, Fungi, Glomeromycota, Glomeromycetes, Diversisporales, Gigasporaceae.